This is a messenger RNA of Plasmopara halstedii, 183 nucleotides long. RefSeq lists its product as uncharacterized. Bases 1 to 183 code for a protein of 60 amino acids. The transcript has 2 exons. NCBI's taxonomy places the organism in Eukaryota, Oomycota, Peronosporomycetes, Peronosporales, Peronosporaceae. The record is from RefSeq and is a predicted model, not a curated record.
AUGAGUGCCACAAUUGAGCUCUUCCAGUGGCAAAACUAUCUGGGGAAUGUGCAGACCAUUAAUUUGGCUGUGUUUUGGCUCGAGUACCAGCACGGUGCUGCCGUGGUUUUCAGUCUCAAAACCCGCGUGCGAAAAUGGUUACUUGACGUGCAGUAUUUCUGUGAAGAAAACAGGGAGAUUUAA